GACUUUGACUGAAAAGGCGCGGAGUGACUGCGACUCAUCAGUGUGAGAGCAAAGAAUUCAUUUAAAAUAAAAAGCUAGGAAUUGUUAGUUUGACUGUGUAUAUUUGGGGCUGGUUUGCAGAAUGACUCAGUCGGUUGUUAUUCAAGUGGGUCAGUGUGGUAAUCAGGUGGGCUGCAGAUUCUGGGAUCUCGCACUCCGAGAACACGCACACGUCAACAAGAGAGGAAUUUAUGACGAGGCACUGAGCAGCUUCUUCAGGAAUGUUGACCCAAGGAGGAGUGAUGGAGGUGGUGGAGCUCCUGGAAGCAGAAUUACAGCACUGAAAGCACGAGCAGUGUUGAUAGAUAUGGAGGAGGGGGUUCUCUCUCAGGUCCUCUGUGGACCCUUGCAGCAGCUCUUCAGCUCCACUCAGCUCAUCAGUAACUCCUAUGGCUCCGGAAAUAACUGGGCAGUAGGAUAUCAUACAUAUGGUUCUGUGUACCGUGAGCAGAUUGUGGAUCAGAUCCGGCGAGCAGCAGAACACUGUGACUGUCUGCAGUGUUUCUUCCUCAUUCACUCGAUGGGGGGAGGGACUGGGUCAGGCUUGGGGACGCGUGUGUUAAGGUUGCUGGAGGAUGAGUUUCCGGAUGUGUGUCGGAUCGUCACGGCGGUUUAUCCGUCUGCUGAAGAUGAUGUCAUCACCUCGCCAUACAACAGCGUGCUGGCCAUGAGCGAGCUGACUGAGCAUGCUCACUGCGUCCUGCCUAUCGAGAACCAGUCUCUGAUGGACAUUGUCAGUAAGAUCCAGCUGAUGACCCACAGGGGUAAAUUAGGCAGUGUGGUUAAGAAGGACUGUACCAUUAUCUCAGGGAAAGGGGGGGUGUCAAAGUCAGAGAAGCCGUUUGAUGCCAUGAACAACAUCGUGGCGAAUCUGUUACUCAGCAUCACCAGCUCAUCUCGGUUUGAAGGUUCUCUGAAUGUGGAUCUGAGUGAGAUUGCCAUGAACCUGGUCCCUUUUCCACGGUUACACUACCUGGUGUCCAGCCUCACACCCCUCUACACACUCGCUGAUGUACAUGUUCCCACACGCAGACUGGAUCAGAUGUUCAGUGAUGCGUUCAGUAAGGAUCACCAGCUGAUGACCUCUGACCCCAGGCGUGCGAUGUACUUGGCAUGUGCGCUCAUGGUCAGGGGGAACGUCCAGGUGUCUGACCUGCACAGGAACAUCCAAAGACUAGGGCCCACUCUGUCGUUCGUACCGUGGAAUCAGGAAGGCUGGAAGACAGGUGUGUGUUCAGUUCCUCCAGUAGGCCACACCCACGCUCUACUAGCUCUGGCCAAUAACACGUGUGUGCGAGCGUCGUUUACUGAGCUGAGAGAACGCUUCACACGACUGUACCGCAGAAAGGCUCACCUGCAUCACUACGUGUGUGUAGAGGGGAUGGAGGUGUCGGGGUUCACCGAGGCUCUACACUCUCUCUCUGACCUCAUAGAGCAGUACGACACACUGCCCUCGCCCUCAGAGACACUUACCCACAAUGCACCACGCCUCUCCAUCGCCACAUAGGCAUCACUACACUCCAUCAGGACUCCGCCCACCUGGCACUGGUGCAUACAUGUGACUGAUCCUCACGCCCCUCUCCCCCCAGCAGGUGUGACGGUGUUAAAGUAAUGAUUAUUACUGUACAGAUUUAUUUAUAUUUUUAUAGGUGUUUUUCAGGUAAUAAAGCGUUUGAGACGUCA
This is a messenger RNA of Neoarius graeffei (lesser salmon catfish), 1722 nucleotides long. It is a transcript of the gene tube1, whose product is annotated as tubulin, epsilon 1. Lineage: Eukaryota; Metazoa; Chordata; Actinopteri; Siluriformes; Ariidae. Gene Ontology annotation, biological process: microtubule cytoskeleton organization; mitotic cell cycle. The transcript has 12 exons. Gene Ontology annotation, cellular component: microtubule; cytoplasm. The record is from RefSeq and is a predicted model, not a curated record. Gene Ontology annotation, molecular function: GTP binding; structural constituent of cytoskeleton. Bases 122 to 1546 code for a protein of 474 amino acids.